Messenger RNA from Pocillopora verrucosa, 3076 nucleotides. Its product is annotated as b(0,+)-type amino acid transporter 1. Gene Ontology annotation, cellular component: membrane. Gene Ontology annotation, biological process: amino acid transmembrane transport. The record is from RefSeq and is a predicted model, not a curated record. Lineage: Eukaryota; Metazoa; Cnidaria; Anthozoa; Scleractinia; Pocilloporidae. Gene Ontology annotation, molecular function: L-amino acid transmembrane transporter activity.
CGUGCUUUACUUAAGCGCACCUUUUUUUUUUUAUUUUCUGCGAUCUCAACCGAGAUGGAGAACGGAAAUACAGCUGAAGGCAAACCUGCUAACCACUGGGGUAGCGAGGAAUAUCUUUCUCGUGAAGCCAAGGAUAACACCGUCGACAACCUACUUCAAGGUGAAGAAGGAGGACCAGCCGGACAGAAGAGUUAUGUUGGGUUGCAGCGAAAGCUUGGCCUUGCCAGUGGAAUCAGCCUUAUCGUAGGGACUAUGAUAGGGUCUGGAAUAUUUGCUUCGCCUCGCUAUGUCAUGGAAAACAGUGGCUCUGUUGGACUGACUUUGAUUGUCUGGAGUCUAUGCGGGGUCUUAGCGAUGUUUGGAGCGCUGUGUUACUCCGAACUCGGCACAAUGAUCCCUUUAUCCGGAGCGGAGUAUGUAUACUUACUGGAAGGGUUUGGUCCACUGGCAGCAUUUCUCUAUUCAUGGACAUCUGUCAUUGUGCUAAAGCCUUCGCAAGUUGCUAUCAUCUGUUUGGCGUUUGGAGCUUACGUGAUCGAGCCGAUCUUCCCUGGAUGUGGCGAUAGAGAAGAUCUGCAACCUGUCGUCAAGCUGUUGGCUGCGCUUGCUAUCGGAAUCAUCAUGUUCGUGAAUAUUGCAAGUGUAAAAUGGGCCUCGCGUAUGCAAGUUAUCUUCACAGUUUGUAAAAUGGUGGCUAUUGUUAUGCUUAUUAUUACUGGCCUCGUUCGCCUUGGUCAAGGUUUUACUGAUAGUUUUGAUAACUCCUUUCAUAAAACAACGAGUAACAUCGGUUUGGUAGGAUUCGCAUUUUACAACGGACUUUGGGCUUAUGACGGCUGGAACAAUUUGAAUUACGUUACAGAAGAAUUGAAGAAUCCCUAUCGGGACUUGCCGCUGUCCAUAUUGAUUGGUAUUCCACUUGUGACAGUUUGUUAUGUGCUAGUAAAUAUCGCCUAUCUGACCGUCCUGACACCUAUGGAAAUCAUGAAUUCCAGCGCAGUUGCGGUGACUUUAGCAGAUCGUUUAUACGGAGUGAUGGCUUGGGUCAUUCCCAUAUUUGUUGCCGCGUCCACUUUUGGUGCCGCAAACGGAUCUGCCUUUAGCAGUGGAAGACUUGUGUUUGCCGCUGCUCGCGAGGGUCACCUUCCGAAAUUCCUUGCUAUGAUUCAUACCAAGAGACACACACCCCUUCCUGCCAUGCUGUUCACCAGUACCAUUGCCUGGAUUAUGUUGUUACCAGACUCCAGUAGCUUUGAGACACUUAUUAACUAUUUCAGUUUUGCUGCCUGGGUUUUUUACGGUUUUACUGUAUCAGCUUUGCUUUGGCUCCGGUACAAAAAGCCUGACAUGAAACGACCGUAUAGGGUUCCUAUAGUGAUUCCGAUUCUGGUUUUGCUGGCCUCCAUCUACCUGAUCGUGGCGCCAUUCUACGAAGCUCCUUUGGAGUCUUUCUUUUGUCUCCUCUUCAUCUUAGCUGGAAUUCCAUUUUACCUUGUAUUUGUCUAUUUCAAGGUUGUACCUCAAAGUUUCUUCAAAUGCGUGGCGCGGUUGACGUACAAGCUACAGAUGAUUUGUGAUGUUGCUUUUCCUGAAUCGGAGGCUGACAUGGUGGGAACAUAAACUUCCCCUUAGUGAAUGCAAGAAUGUUAUUGUAAAAUCCAACCAUCUAUUUUCUCGAUUAACAAACAGUAAAUGUAGAUCUCUUUCGAAUAGUUACCAUUCUUUAUCUUCAUGCAAAUAAGUCUUCUAAUUAUUAUACUUCACAGUACCGUAUUUCCUCGAUUAAGCGCCCAGGCGCUUAUUUGAAAUUUCGGCUCACUGGAAGGACGGUGCUUAUUAUUUGCCUGUUUCGAUUCUGUUGCAGUUAUUUGAAUUUAUUUAGUUGAAGCUUGAAAAGGUAUAUAUAAAGUGGAAAUGGGAACAGGUUUUCAGUGGCUUAUUUACCAUUAUGGCACAGAGGGUGGGUGCUUCGGGAGAGGGGACCCUUUAGAGCAUGGACGAUUAUUCGAGGAAAUGCGAAAUAUUUCCUUUUGCAACAAGCGUGAAGAUAGAGUUUUGUGUAAUAUGGGCAUGCCAAAGUACAUCUAUGUUUUUACAAAACCGUUUAUUCCAAACAAAAAUAAAAUUAUUUCAAUGUGCUAAUUUAUUUCCUCUUCGAAAUGAAUAUGGAUAUUUUUCUUAAUUAUGAUUUUAGGACAAGAUAUAUCUCAGUGAGAUGCAUUUACUUACAAUAUAAGCAUAUAUAUGAUUAUAAAUAUAUGAGUAUAAAUAUCAGUUCAGUUGAAACGGUGAGUUCAGAAACAGUGGUUCUUAGAAACUUAGGGAUUGCGUUUCUUGUUUUUCUAUUCACACUGUUCUUUGUAACCUCGCUCGGGAUGGAUUUAAAUUGUAAGACGCGCUUUACAAAUGGUUCUCCACUUAUCGGUCACUUUGGUUUUGAAUUUGUAAAUGAUCUACCCACGAGAGUGAUUCACGCAAAUUUCAUUAAUUUUGCUCUUGAAUUAUUUUUAAGGGGUUAUGAUGUUUAAUAACAGCAAUUAUUUUUUAGUGUUUGUAUCACUGAUUGUUUAAUAUAUUGACUUAUUACAUCCAUUUAAACUCACUCAUGAUCCUUGCAAACGGAUUGGCCCUCAGGAAUGCGAAUUAGUCACAAAUCACACUGUUUUUUCCCCUAAAUCACAUCAACACUAGAAACCAACAACCAAUCAGAUUUAUAGCCUUAGAGUUAUUGAGAUUAUCUAUGUUUGCUGGAUACCCAGGAACAGUAAGUGAUCCAAUUAUAUGACUUUUUUUUAUCAGUCAAGGUAAACCGUGUUCUAUAGUCACAGGCAGAGAUCUAUCAGAGCUCUUCCAAUCAGAACCAAUCAAGGCUUUGUUGCACAUACUUUCCUGCCCUAGGGUGCUGGUCACCUGAUUUCCUUGAAUUUUGAUUGGCUCAUUGCAUUGGGUACACUUGUUUUGACUAAAACUUUUGUUUGCAAUUCAACAGUUAUCUUAACGGGUAUUCUUCUAUAAGUGCGAAAUUAAGUUGCACUUGAGUGCUUGAAAACUGUUCCUGUGUUGCAAACUCUAGUUA